Molecule: messenger RNA, 1891 nt
Organism: Phalaenopsis equestris
Lineage: Eukaryota; Viridiplantae; Streptophyta; Magnoliopsida; Asparagales; Orchidaceae
Product: carotenoid 9,10(9',10')-cleavage dioxygenase 1-like
Exons: 14
Coding region: 183-1865 (560 amino acids)
Biological process (GO): carotene catabolic process
Cellular component (GO): chloroplast stroma
Molecular function (GO): carotenoid dioxygenase activity
Source: RefSeq, a predicted model, not a curated record
CCUAAUCCUUAUGGCAUCUUAGGAAUAAUUCUGACACACAUGCAGGGCAUCAGUAGUUUCUCGACAGGUCUUGUAGGUACCGUAGAACCUCAACAACCUCGCCAUCUUCCGAAGAGGAAUCAGAGAGCUUACGGUGGGGCAGCCUCGCCGAGGGAGAUCAGUCAGUAGGCGGCGCCGGAGUAAUGGGGGAACUGGCCGCUGCGGUGACUCUGGAGAAGCAGCGACUCACAGCAGAGGGGGAGGAGGCGGCGGAUGGGAAGAGCUCUCGGAACUUAGUGGUUGCGGUGCAGCCAAAGCCUAAGAAAGGACUGGUUUCGUCGGCGGUGGAUUUUCUCGAGAGAUUCAUUGUCUAUCUUAUGCACGAUUCCUCGAAGCCGCUCCUUUAUCUCUCCGGUAAUUUCGCUCCCGUCCGCGAUGAAACCCCACCCUCCGCAGCCGUCUCAGUCCAUGGAUCCUUACCGGUGUGCUUGAAUGGUGAGUUUGUCAGAGUUGGCCCUAAUCCCAAGCUUCCACCAGUUGCUGGAUACCAUUGGUUUGAUGGAGAUGGAAUGCUUCAUGGCUUGCGUAUCAAAGAUGGAAAAGCAGCUUAUGUUUCUAGGUAUGUUAAGACGUCCAGGCUUAAGCAAGAAGAAUAUUUUGGAAGAGCAAAAUUUAUGAAGAUUGGGGACCUCAAGGGAUUAUUUGGUCUAUUUAUGGUUCAUAUGCAACUUCUUAGGGAAAAACUCAAAGUAUUGGAUGUUUCAUAUGGAACUUCAACAGCAAACACUGCUCUGAUUUACCAUCAUGGUAAACUUCUGGCUUUAUCCGAAGCUGAUAAACCAUAUGUAAUCAAAGUUUUAGAAGAUGGAGACCUGCAAACUCUUGGAAUGCUUGAUUAUGACAAGAGGCUUGCACACUCAUUUACGGCCCAUCCAAAAGUUGAUCCAUUUACUGAUGAGAUGUUUACAUUUGGUUAUUCACACAAACCACCUUAUAUUACUUAUCGGGUCAUUACAAAGGAUGGUGUUAUGCACAAUCCUGUACCAAUAACAAUUCCUGAGCCUAUUAUGAUGCAUGACUUCGCUAUCACUGAGAAUUUUGCAGUUUUCAUGGAUCUUCCUUUGUGUUUCCGACCAAAGGAAAUUGUGAAGGGAAAGUUCAUAUUUACAUUUGAUCCAACAAAGAAGGCGAGAUUUGGUGUGCUUCCCCGAUAUGCAAAAGAUGAGCAACUGAUUAGAUGGUUUGAUCUUCCUAAUUGCUUCAUAUUUCAUAAUGCAAAUGCCUGGGAAGAAGGAGAUGAAGUUGUUCUUAUUACUUGUCGCCUUGAGAAUCCUGAUCUGGACAUGGUCAACGGAGCUGCAGAAGAUAGACCAGACAAUUUCACUAAUCAACUGUAUGAGAUGAGGUUUAAUCUGAAAACGGGUGCAGCUACUCAGAAGGAAUUGUCAGCACCUGCAGUGGAUUUUCCUAGAAUUAAUGAAAACUACACUGGCAGGAAACAGCGAUAUGUCUAUGGUCUCAUUCUUGGCAAUAUUGCCAAGGGGAAGGGCGUUGUAAAGUUUGAUUUGCUUGCUGAGCCUAAAGCUGGGAAAAGAGAGCUUGAGGUUGGUGGAAAUGUGCUAGGCAUUUUUGACUUGGGACCAGGAAAGUUUGGAUCAGAGGCAGUUUUUGUGCCUCGUGAAGCUGGGACCACAAUUGAGGAGGAUGAUGGCUACUUGAUGUUUUUUGUACAUGAUGAAAACACUGGGGAAUCUAAAGUCAAUGUAAUUGAUGCAAAGACGAUGUCUCCUAAACCUGUGGCAGUUGUGGACUUGCCCUCCAGAGUGCCUUACGGAUUUCAUGCGUUCUUCGUCAACGAGGAACAAAUUCAGCAGCAACAAGCAUAAAUGUGAUAAAAGUGACCUUGAAAAUU